Molecule: messenger RNA, 702 nt
Organism: Harmonia axyridis
Lineage: Eukaryota; Metazoa; Arthropoda; Insecta; Coleoptera; Coccinellidae
Product: ATP synthase subunit d, mitochondrial-like
Exons: 3
Coding region: 92-610 (172 amino acids)
Biological process (GO): proton motive force-driven ATP synthesis
Molecular function (GO): proton transmembrane transporter activity
Source: RefSeq, a predicted model, not a curated record
GACAAUUGCCAUCAAAUCUGUAACCUCUAGGCAGGGAGCUGGAACUUUGAAUUAUAUAACAAUAUCGGCGAAUUAAAAAGAAAGUGUAAUCAUGGCUGCGAAAAGAAUAGUAAAAAGUUCUAUAAAUUGGGCUCAACUUGCUGAAAGAGUACCAGAGCACCAACGCCCAAUUUAUCAGGCUUUCAAAGCUAAGUCUGAUAAUUAUUUGAGAAGGGUUUUAGCUUACCCAGAAAAUCCACCAGUAAUUGAUUGGUCCCUUUAUAAGUCAAAAGUUCCUGUACCAGGAAUGGUCGAAGAGUUCCAGAAACAGUAUAGUGCAUUGAAAAUACCCUACCCACCAGAUACUGUUUCUUCACAAAUUGAUGUUGUAGAAAAAGAAAUCAAGGCAGAUAUUGAGGCCUUCAAAAAGGAAUCAAAUGCAAAUAUUGCCCAAUAUCAAAAGGAAUUGGACCAUUUGAACAGCCUUAUUCCAUAUAGUGAAAUGACCAUGGAAGAUUUCAAAGAUGCUCACCCAGAUAUUGCAUUGGAUACAAUCAACAGACCAACUUUCUGGCCUCAUGAUGGUUCUGAUGAUGGAGAAUCUGAGAAAUCAGAGAAAGAUCAUCACUAACUGUCUCUAUAUGAAUUAGUAACAUAAUACAUAUUAUAUCAAUAGUAAAUGUUUCAUUCUACAAAGUCUUGAAAUAAACAAUUCUUCAUUCA